This is a messenger RNA of Xenopus tropicalis (tropical clawed frog), 4457 nucleotides long. It is a transcript of the gene timeless, whose product is annotated as timeless circadian regulator. Bases 178 to 4041 code for a protein of 1287 amino acids. Lineage: Eukaryota; Metazoa; Chordata; Amphibia; Anura; Pipidae. Gene Ontology annotation, cellular component: nucleus. The record is from RefSeq and is a predicted model, not a curated record. The transcript has 32 exons.
GGCAGUGCGUAUCCCUGCGCUACGUCUAGUCGUGACGCCAGUCUCGCGUGAUGAGGUUUCUGGCGCCAGGAUUAUUUUCUGUAAGACAGGAGGUUGGAGGCUGAAUUAGCAGCUUUGCAAGAUGUGCGACAUUUGAGGUUCUUCCCUUUUUUAUUUUUUUGAAGCUGCAAUAGAUUUAUGGACUUGUACAUGAUGAACUGUGAAUUGUUAGCAACGUGCAGUGCCUUGGGGUACCUGGAGAGCGAUACCUACCACAAAGAGCCUGACUGUCUUGAGAGUGUAAAAGAUUUAAUUCGUUACUUGCGCCAUGAGGAUGAUACAAGAGAUAUCAGACAGCAGCUUGGGGCUGCCCAGAUACUGCAAAAUGAUCUUAUUCCCCUGGUUAUCCAGCAUCACAAUGAUAAACAGCUGUUUGAUGCUGUAAUCAGGUUGAUGGUAAAUGUAACGCAGCCGGCACUUUUGUGCUUUGGGAAAGUACCUCAGGAUCCUACAUUUAGACACCAUUUUCUGCAGGUUGUUUCCUAUUUACAAGCUUACAAGGAGGCAUUUGCAAAUGAAAGACUAUUUGGAGUCUUAAGUGAAAAAUUAUAUGAUUUACUGCAGAUGGAAUGGGAGCAACGAGAGGAGGAACAUAAUUUACUUAUAGAAAGGAUUCUUCUGCUAGUGCGUAAUAUUCUCCAUGUGCCCCCUGACCCAGAGGAGGAGAAAAGUGUAGAUGACGAUGCUAGUAUUCAUGACCGAGUGCUUUGGGCAAUCCACAUGAGUGGAAUGGAUGAUCUAAUUAAGUUUUUGGCUAGCUCAGAGACAGAGCAACAAUGGAGCAUGCAUGUGCUGGAGACUGUAUCUCUUAUGUUUAGAGACCAGAUAGCAGAGCAUUUAGCUGCAACAGGCCAGGCACGCUCAACUGCAGAGCGAGAUACUGAUAUUAAAAACUUGGAGAUCCUGAGACAGAGGGAAUCAGCAGAAAAGAAGAACAGGGCUCUUCAGCGUGGGACUCGGCAUUCUCGGUUUGGUGGUUCUUACAUUGUUCAGGGACUGAAAUCUAUUGGAGACAAAGAUGUAAUCUAUCACAAAGGCAUUCACAAUUUCAAGAACUACACUCAUGACCUUGGAAAGGAAGUGCGGAGAGUCCCAAAGAGAAAGCAGCAGGCCAAGGAAACAGAGGCACGACGCCGCUCUGCACUCAAUGUUCGAUUAUUUCUAAAGGAGUUUUGCAUUGACUUUCUUGAAAAUUGCUACAAUCGACUCAUGUACAUUGUAAAAGAUAAUCUGAUUCGUGAGAAGGCACAGCAGCAUGACGAAACCUACUACUUGUGGUCCAUGGCUUUUUUUAUGGGGUUUAAUCGCCUCUUCCGCUUCCAACCUGAGCUUGUGUCUGAGACAGUUAGCAUCAGGACCUUCCACUUCAUAGAGCAGAACCUCACAAAUUAUUAUGAGAUGAUGCUGACUGACAAGAAGGAGGCCACAUCAUGGGCCCGGCGAAUGCACCUUGCUCUAAAAGCGUAUCAAGAGCUUCUAAGCACUGUUCAUGAGAUGGACCAUUCUAAGGAAGAGGCUGUGAGGGAAAGCAGCAAAAUCAUUAAAAAUAACAUAUUCUAUUUAAUGGAGUACCGAGAGCUCUUUCUGGCGCUAUUCAGGAAAUUUGAUGAGACUAAGCAGCCACGUUCCUUCUUAAAGGAUCUGGUGGAGACAACACAUUUGUUUCUUAAAAUGUUAGAAAAAUUUUGCAAAGGAAAACAGACUGUGGUCGUACAGAAACGCCGUGUGAAACGAAAGAAGAAGAAAUCCUCUGUAAGUGGUGCUAAGGAGGUUCAGCCUAAGAGCACAGAGGAGCUGGCGGCAAUAUGGACAAAUGUUUCAGAGCAGCUCACGACCUGCAUAGUGAAUUCAGAAAAUCUACCUGACAGUGUUGUGCCUUUUGAUGCUGCCUCUGAGAUACCAGUAGAAGAGCAGAGGGCAGAAGCCUUAGUACGAAUCCAAGAUGGUCUCUUCUCUGGCUGUGCAGCAGAGGCCCUUGUUCUGCUGCGUUCUGCUAGGGAGGUCUGGCCAGAGGGGGAUGUUUUUGGUGCUGCAGAGAUAGAACCUGAAGAAGAGACUGAGCUACUGAAACAAAUUCUCUUUGCAGAGCUUCCCAGAUCAACACAGGCUGAAAGUGAGGUUCUGGGAGAGGAAGAAGAGGAAGAUGAGAUUGAGGAAGAAGAACUUACCUCAGUUCAAGUAUCUGAGAGGGAAUUUAACUUUCUAGAUUACAUGAAACGGUUUGCUAACUCCAAUGUAGUGAAAACCUAUGUCCUGCUGCUGAAGAAUUACCAACAGAACAGUGCUCACACCAAUCACUGUGUAGCGAAGAUGUUGCACCGUAUUGCAUAUGACCUCAAAAUGGAGGCACUUCUCUUUCAGCUUUCAGUGUUUUGUAUUUUCAACAAAAUUCUGGGUGAUCCAGCAGCAAGUGCCUAUAAGGAGUUGGUGGCCUUUUCUAAAUACAUCUUAAAUAAGUUCUUUUCCCUGGCGGCAACAAACAACAAGGCCUAUGUGGAGCUUCUUUUCUGGAAAAACACCAAUGUGAUUAGAGAAAUGACAGAGGGCUAUAGAAAACUUGGAGAAGAAGAGAGUGAAGCGAACCGCAAGCGCAUAAAGUGGACUCCAGAGGAUGAGGAUGAGCUGAGGAGACUUUAUUUGCAGUUCAAAGAGAUAGAAGACGCAGAUGUGGUGGAUAAUAUCGUCGCCAACUUAAAACCUGGAACCCGUACUCGGAAGCAAGUCAUUAACCAUUUGGUGCAAAUGGGGCUAGCUGACAGUGUCAAGGACUUCAAACAAGAAACAAAAGGAACUCGCAUUGUGCUAUGGACAGAGGAUCAAGAGCUGGAACUUCAGCGCCUUUAUGAAGACUUUAAAGACUCAGAUGACAUAUUGGGAAAUAUAAUGAAGAAUGUGACUGCAAAACGCUCCAAGGCUAGAAUAAUUGAGAAGCUUAUCAGCAUGGGUCUAGUAUGCGAUCGCAAAGAACUUUAUAAGAAAAGAAGGAAGAAGGGGAAAUCAUCUGGCAUGUCUGAAGAAGAGUUUCUCAAUGAUCUGGGGUUUGAUGGAAAACACAGUGUGGAUGAUGUGGAAGAAGAGGAGGAGGAGGAAGAAGAAGAAGCAAGUGAAGAAGAAGAAGAGUGUGAAGACCUUAACUAUAAACAAAUUGCAAAAGAGCAAACAGGUGGCAGAAUGGAUCCAUUUACCGAUAAGAAUAUAAAGCAUUUGGUGCACAAGUUACAGCAGGAAGGUUUAUCUGGUCCUCUUUUGUGGCUUCAAAACUGUUUAAACCGCACUGCCGAAGACAGAGAAGAGGAUGGCUCUUCUCAGGCAAUUCCCCUUGUGCCUUUAACGGAAGACAAUGAGGAUGCUAUGGAAAAUAAAACAUUCAAGAAACUGCUGAAGAAGUUGGGCAUCCGUGCGCCUGCAAAUGAGCAGGAAUCUUUCUGGCGCAUCCCAGGUAAAUUAAGUCCGGAACAGCUGCGCAAGGCAGCCUCCUGUCUUGUUCCCUUGGCUGCAGCAGUUGCCUGUGAGGUUCUUGCAAAUGCUGAAGAACAAGAGGUAAAUGUUGAGCAGAGGGCAGAAGCACUUCGUGCACUUUUACUUGCACGGAAAAAGAAAUCAUCAGAAGCUCAGCAAGACCUUCAAGAAGAAAAUCAGAAAUCCCCAGAUAAGUCAUUACAAUCCCAAAGCAAAACCAGAAGACCAAAGACAGCAAAGAAGAGAAGUAAAAUGGUUGACAGUGAUGAAGAGAAUUCUGUAGACAAUACUAAUGAGAACAAGGAGUCAGAGCAGCUGCCAAUGGAUGCCAUAACAGAGAGAGAAACCAAACCGAAUAGACCAAAGAAAUCAAAGAAAAGAAGUCGUAUAGUGGACAGUGAUGAUGACUCUGUGACAGAAGAGCAUGGCAAGGAGAUGUUAGAGGUAGACCAGAAAGGAUCGUUUUCUGAAUCGGACACUGAGGAAAAUGUUCAACCUACCAAGAAAAAGCGUCUUGUCAUUGAGGAUGAAGAUGAAGAUUGAUGUGGGAUGCAUCCCAGUAACUUAGAGAUUUGGAAGCUCAGAGACUUUUCCUAGGUUCCAUGGAAAGUACAAAUGCAAGUUCAAAUGGAGGGGUUAUGGACUCUCGUAAUACAGCUCUUUUGCUUUGUCUCUGUGAUAAGCAGAUAUUUUAGCAGUGUAACAAUCUUGCUGCAACAGGGACCAUGUGUCUGUGUGUGGGGAACUGAAACUGGUGACAGUGAAGGUUUAUUCCACAAAAUCAACGUUUGUUUUUAAACCUUUUUCUCAAGUGGUCUUCGACCAGCCUUUGCAUUCCUUAUUCCUUGAAUAAUGCCACAUUGAGAUCUUUUUGCUUUGUUUUACAUCUAAAUACUUUUGGAGUUAGUUUCUUACCUACAUUUAGUUUAGUUAAUAAACUUCUUUAUAUUGAUGUGUUA